Messenger RNA from Rubroshorea leprosula, 1902 nucleotides. NCBI's taxonomy places the organism in Eukaryota, Viridiplantae, Streptophyta, Magnoliopsida, Malvales, Dipterocarpaceae. The record is from the annotation of a GenBank genome assembly.
CUUCUGAUUCUGCCUGUGAUUGUUGCUUUUGAUUCGGUGACUCAUGGCUUAUGCAGCAGAGGCAUCAACGAGUAGGAUGGAGGAAUUUGUUGCUGAUACAGUUCCAACGUCGCAGCCACCCUCACCACAUGCAUUGGUUCCAUCAUCUUCUCAGGCCGUUGGAAACCACAAUGGUAAUGCUACGUCGAGAAAGGAGAAUGAGGUGCAAUUGGUUCCAUCGUCUAAUCAGGAUGCUGGAAGCCACAGUGAGGGUGUAGCAGCGAGAAAGGAGAAUGAAGUGACGAUUCCAUUAACAUUACCUCAAUCUAUUGUCAAAUCUGCACAUGGUAACCUUCCUUCUACCGAGCUUCUGCUGCAGAACUACAGGAAUUUCACUCGCCGCACAACUCCAUCGAGGUUGAUGUACUACGAGAAUGGUGACUGGCUUGAUUUCUCAAGCGAAGCUAUGGACCAACUUCGUCCAGCGUUCGCCGACCACAAGGCGAUAGUGGAGGUGUCGAUUAACGGAUCAAAAUAUCUGUUUGAUUUCAUGAGGAUGCUUCAAAUCGAUUCCGAGACCAAAAAUUGUUGGUCAAUUUCAUGGAUCGAUGAAUAUGGCAAGUGUUUUUUCCCUAAAGUCUCUAUUGCAAAAGAGGGAGAGUACACGGAACAAGAGCAAAAUAAAAACAUUGAGAGUUGUGUUAAUGCUAAUGCUAACGCUAGUAUUGCUCAAAAGGUUGAUCUUGUUAUCAAGCUUGAUGAUAGUUCACUGAAGCGGAAGAGAGCAGAGUUUGAAGCUAUUCCUUCAAAUCCAAUCAUGGCAUUUCCAACUCCUCCAGUUAGUGCUCCUCCUGUCAUUACUCGUCCGGUCAGUACUCGUCCGGUUAGUGCUCCUCCGAUCAAUGUUCCCUCGAUCAUUCCUAAUAAUGUCCCAAGAGGCCCGCGAUUGGUGGAAGUUUUUAGGUGGCCAAAGACGAUGAUAUUAAGGGAAGGUGAUAAAGAACAUGAGCUCAUCAAGGAUUACUUCUUGUCAGGGAUAAGAAAAUUUGACCCUGCUGCUAAGGUUACUGCCAUUUACAAAUGCACUCGUGAAGGAAAUUUGGAGAAGGCUCGUUAUGAACAGUUUCAGAAACAAGUUGAUCUCACUAAGGCCAUUCGAGGUGAUGAUGUUGCAAAAACAAUCCAUGCCUGGCAUGGGGCUUCCGGAAGUGAAGUGGCUACUUUAUUGACUUAUGGAUUUCAGUUUCCCACUAAGGUUCCUACGGCUGAUGUUUAUGGUGUUGGUGUCUAUCUUUCUCCUGUAGGAUUGGCACAAUUGAGUGCUGACCUAGCAGAGGCGGAUGAAAAUGGAGAAAAACAUAUUAUUCUUUGCCAACUUUUACUAGGAAAUGUGGAAAAAGUGCCAUUCGGAUCUCAACAAGAUCAACCUUCUGGGGUGGAGUAUGACAUAGGUUCAGAUGAUCCUAAUAGCCCCUCUUGGUAUGUGGUGUGGCCUUGUAAUAUGAAUAAGCACAUUCUUCCCGAGUUUGUUGUCAGUUAUCAACCCACUGUUAAUGUGAGAGGUAAAUCUAAAGCAGACCCUGGCUGGGAUGAGGCGAUGCUUUCCAAGGUUCAAGGUGCUUUACCUCCUGCCCAAUUUCAAGAAGUUUUGCAUUUACACAAGAUAUACCGAGCUGGGUUUUACACCAAAGAUGCUUUCAUAAAGAGGCUCCGAUUGAUUGUUGAAGACAAUAUCCUACAGACAAUUUCGCCGGACGACGAUGCCUAGGGUGACUUGGAAGAAUUAGGUUAAGUUUUACUUAGCCAAUCAAAUUGAUAGAUCCUAUCCUAAUGUAAUGUUACAUUUCAACUAGGAGUAGUACAAAACCUGCAGCUAUGGGAAACAAAAUAAAACCAUUUCUUAAAGAAAGUGUAAUUUUCUGG